Messenger RNA from Colletotrichum higginsianum IMI 349063, 942 nucleotides. RefSeq names its product Oxidoreductase. Bases 1 to 942 code for a protein of 313 amino acids. The transcript is spliced from 2 exons. Lineage: Eukaryota; Fungi; Ascomycota; Sordariomycetes; Glomerellales; Glomerellaceae. The record is from RefSeq and is a predicted model, not a curated record. Gene Ontology annotation, molecular function: oxidoreductase activity.
AUGUCCUCCCCGAUCCGUAAAGUGGCAGUCAUUGGCGCAACUGGCCAAAUGGGGUCCGAAAUAGUCAAGGCCCUCCUUCAGUCCGGAAUGUCCGUGACGGCCAUCCAGCGGGCCGGGUCCGACAAGGUGGCUCACCAGGGAGCCACGUCCGUCAAGCUCGACACGGAUGACGUCAACGAUCUCGCCUCCGCGUUCAAAGGGCACGACGCCGUCAUCUCGGCGGCGCCGGACCCCAUCGUCCUCGCGGAGCAGAAGCCCUGGAUCGACGCCGCGCUCGCCGCCGGGGUGAGGCGCAUCAUCCCCUCCGAGUACAGCACCAACCUUGAGUCGCCCUUCGCCGAGGGCCUCCCCAUCGUCGCCGACAAGGUGCGGACGCGGCGCUACCUCGCCGAGCGCAUAGCCGAGGCCGGCGGCACGUCGAGCUGGACGAGCGUCAACAACGGCCCCUUCCUCGAGAUGGUCCUGUCCUUCGGCGGGCUGGGCCCGGACUUCCGGACCGGGACGGCCAGGCUCCACGACGGCGGCGACAACCCGAUCGGGGCGACGAGGCCGUCGGACGUCGCCGCCACGAUCGCCAAGAUCCUGCGCGACGAGAACGGGCUGUACCGAGAGGCGGAGAACAAGUCCGUGUACAUCCACUCGGCGGCCGUCAGCGAGAGGCAGUUGACCAGGCUGGGCGAGAAGGUCACGGGCCGGACCUUUGCGGUUGAGAACCACGACGUGGAGGCGCUCUACCAGGACGCAAAGGCCAGGCUCGAGAGGGGCGAUUCGUCCGCCAUGAUGCAGUUCUACUACCAGAUGAUGUACGGCAAGGGGUACGGAGGCAGCGAGAGCUUCCGGGAGAUGAGCUGGAACGACAAGGUCGGGCUCGAGACCAUGAGCGAGAAGGAGCUGGAGCUCGUGAUCCGCGAGGUCGCCCAGAAGACGGGAAUGACGAAGUAA